This is a messenger RNA of Oppiella nova, 1013 nucleotides long. The record is from the annotation of a GenBank genome assembly. Lineage: Eukaryota; Metazoa; Arthropoda; Arachnida; Sarcoptiformes; Oppiidae.
GCCGAACCGACAUUCAAACCGGUGUUGAAUACUGUUUGUUGACUUCAAGUCGAUGUUUGAGAGUCUCAGUCACUAUUUUGAAUUCAUCGGUCAUAUUAUUGACUUCAAUAAUAAUUCUGUUAAAUAGAGAUCAAAUAAGUGUAAUAACCGGUGCUUUUGUACUCGAAAACUGCAAUCGAUUUGUUAAUAAAUUGACACAACUCAUACACUCCGGACAGAGACUUGUUUUGGAUUUAAUUACAAUUAAAAGGAUGCACACAAUGCUUGACAAGGAAUCAGAGUUGGAGUUGACUGAAAAUAUUGUGUCAGUUGUGGACAAUUGGCCGAAGUCUGGAGUCAUCGAGUUUUGUAACUUUAGUGCUUAUUAUAAGGAAGAGUGCAAACCUGCCAUCGAUUCCAUUAAUUUGAUGAUUAGAAGUGGAGAAAAAGUAGGAAUUGUCGGCAGAACCGGUUCCGGCAAAUCAUCGUUGGCCAUGUCUUUAAUGAAGUUUUUUACGUUAUCUUCGGGACAAAUACUAAUUGACGGAAUAGAUAUCUCAACAAUCAGUUUGGAUCAGUUGCGGUCAGAAAUUAUCAUAAUACCUCAGGAUGUUGCGUUAUUUACGGAUACCAUAAGAUUCAAUUUGGAUCCCGGCAAUGAAUUCAAAGAUUGUCAACUAAUUGAAUGUCUUAAUGAGAUAACUCAUCAGGGAUUGAACAUGAGUUCAGGUGAAAGACAACUCAUUUGUUUAGUCCGAGCGCUUCUCCGACGCAAACGAAUCCUAAUUCUAGACGAGGCGACCGCUACUAUGGACUACAAAACACAUCAAUUCAUGCAAUCAUUAAUUGAUAGAUAUUUUGUCGACACGACUGUUAUAACGAUUGCUCACCGAUUGGAGGCAGUCAUGAAUUGCGACAGAAUUAUAGUCCUCAGUGACGGACAUAUCAUUGAAACCGGAAAACCAUGUCAUCUGAUUGAAGAUGAAAAUUCUUUUGCCUCUCAAUUAAAAUCGAUUGAAACUAAAGCCAAUUAA